This is a messenger RNA of Bipolaris maydis ATCC 48331, 705 nucleotides long. RefSeq names its product mitochondrial 54S ribosomal protein mL54. Gene Ontology annotation, molecular function: structural constituent of ribosome. Lineage: Eukaryota; Fungi; Ascomycota; Dothideomycetes; Pleosporales; Pleosporaceae. Gene Ontology annotation, cellular component: mitochondrial large ribosomal subunit. The record is from RefSeq and is a predicted model, not a curated record.
AUGAUAUGUCGAUCGUGCCUGCGGGCCACCUCGCGUAGCGCCCACCAAAUAGCGCCCGUCUCUCUGCGCCGCCCACGCUUCUUCACUACCGCAUCUACCCUCCACAAUGCCACACCCAUUUCCAGUUCCACAGCCACACAAUCCAAACCCCGUCAAGGCGAAUCUUCAUCUUCUCACGCACCGCCUACGGCCACAUCGACGUCUGCCGCCCAACCUUUUAGCGAGCCAUUGACACCAGCCCCGGGUCCUGAUGUGAAAGCGGCGGCGGCAGAAGCAGCAAAGAAGAAGGUUGCGCCCCUGGUCAAGAGCAGCAUACCGGCGGGACAGCCACUCAAAGGCCUCAAUUUCUUGAAGGACAGACAAGAUCCAAUUGCGGCGCCCGAUGACGAGUACCCCGCUUGGUUAUGGACGUUACUGGAUCGGCAGGAGAAGAAGGCGGAGCAGGGCGCCGGUGAUUUGUUCUCCAAAUCAAAGAAACAGCGUCGUCUGGCUGCGAAGCGUCUCCGAAAGGAACAGGCCGCGAACCCCGAAAUGCUGAUACCAAAGGUGCCGUUGUACGAGCAGACUAUCGAUUUACCAGCCGGUGAUGGUACUCUAUUCGGUGCUGUGCAGGCUGCAGAAGCGCGAGACGAAUUGACAAAAGCCAUGCGGAAUAAGCGGAGAGCGUCCAUCAAGGAAGCUAACUUCCUGAAGGCAAUGGGUUAA